Molecule: messenger RNA, 1812 nt
Organism: Labeo rohita (rohu)
Lineage: Eukaryota; Metazoa; Chordata; Actinopteri; Cypriniformes; Cyprinidae
Exons: 5
Coding region: 594-1322 (242 amino acids)
Source: RefSeq, a predicted model, not a curated record
UCGUAUCUAUUCCUCUCUCAAAUCAAUCAUUUUGCCUUGAAGGACUUGUAAUAUUAACAUUUUUUAAAUAAAUUAUGAUGAAAACAGUCCAUUUUGAUGUGAGAGGACAAUUUGGAAGUGACUUUUCACUGGAGGAAGCAUUUUUUUGGAUGAUGCACUAUUAUUUUGGCCAAAAGUGAUGGUUUAAACACUUUAAUGAUGGAUUUGUUUAUUACAAACACACAGCUUUUUGCUUUACAAGAUGUUAAUUGAUCUACUGGAUUAUUGUGAUGUUUUUAUCAGCUGUUCAGACUCUCAUUCUGACGGCACCCAUUCACUGCAGUGGAUCCAUUGAUGAAAUGAACAAUUGAUGAAAUUCUACAUUUCUCCAAAUCUGUUCAGACAUAGAUAGCAGCUACAUCUUGGAUGACCAUUUUAAUUUUUGGGUGAUCUGUUUCUUUAAAAGCAUUUCUUAGGUACGGUAUGUACGUGUGACUUCCUUCCUCAGUGGUUGGUAGAGAAUCGCCCUCUUCAGGGUUUCAAAGCUCUGAAUCUAAAAAGCCUGUUUGUUCAUCUGAAAGCCUGUUUGAAAGCAACCAGAUUUCAUCAUCUCAAUGUAUUUUAGUUGCAGAAAAAUCACAAAGAUCAUCCAGCAUCUUAUCUGUCUACUAGUAUGGUGUCAAGCUGUAGAAACGUUAACAGAACUAACAAAUUUGGGACACAAUGUGUCCAUAAACUGUGAUCUAGAAGAAAAAGAGAUUUAUUGGAUGCUACUGAAGCUACCAAAUCCUCCGGUUAUGAUAUUGCGGUUAUUUUCAACUUCACCAACUCCUUUUUACUACGAUCCACGUUUCAGAUUUAAAUAUGCAGUGCAACCUAAACAUCAUCUAGUCAUAAGAAAUGUCACUACUGAUGACUUAGGUGUUUAUUACUGCAUGAGCACAGAGGCACCUCCAAAAUUCAGCAGCGGCACCAGACUUCACAUCAUUGAACAAACUAAAUUACCUGAGUGUCAGAAUCACACUGUGGUGAAGUAUAUUGAGCAGAAUCAUACAGCGGUGAAUUAUACUGACCAGAUUCAGAGACCAUGGAUGAUUAUUAUCAUCAUAUCUGGUCUAAUGCAUGGUGUUCUGGUCUUUGUGGUUAUUGGUUGUGUAUGUUGCUACUCCAGAGAAAAGUUAAAAAACCAAGAAGCAGAUUUAGAGCAGACUCUUCGCAAACAACUUAAAGAGCCAAAGACAACAAAUACUGAGGUGGUCUUCUCUCAGAUGCAUGAAGACUUUGAACAAAACCGGUGCUUUUCUCCUGCAGCCCAAAUCAUAAAGAGAAAAGCUUCUUCUUGACAUUAUAUCAGCAGGUUGCUUACUUUUGCUGUAAAUAUAAAAUUUCAUAAUAUAUAUUUAAUGAAUAAAAAAAAUAAGAAAUAGACAUCAGAAAUGAACUACUCUCUCGCUUUUUUUAUAAACAAGCAAUGGAAUUAUCCACCUACUAGAUGAUGGCUAGCCAAACGCUUCUUUGCAGAUCAAAUAUAGGCAUUGUGGUUGGCCUUGGCCAGACAAGCUCAGUAAAGUUUUCCACACAUGGUCACCUGAUCACCAGUGAACUGCGAAGCCAAUUGGUUUAACCUUUAACUGUAUGAAACUUUUUUAGUUUUAUAGAUAUAUAGAUAGUGUUUAUAUAUGUAGAAAUGUAAACAAUCAUGUAGAAACAACAAUCAUUCUAUAAAACUGCUAAAACCCUGUUGUCUGCACUGCCAUUCUUUUUCAAUUUGAGGUAUACUUAGAUGUUCACUCUGUUCAAGGGUGAACCACCUGUCUAGACAAAGAUGGGACC